Molecule: messenger RNA, 324 nt
Organism: Exophiala xenobiotica
Lineage: Eukaryota; Fungi; Ascomycota; Eurotiomycetes; Chaetothyriales; Herpotrichiellaceae
Exons: 1
Coding region: 1-324 (107 amino acids)
Source: RefSeq, a predicted model, not a curated record
AUGAUGAAGACGAUGAGGAGGAUAUCUGCAAUUCUGUUGUUGGGAGUGAUGUUGACAAGAGACAUGGCCUUUGUUUCAAUUGUUUCUCCCUGUUGGCCGAGAUGGCCGUGGUGUCGAGGUUUCACUUUUCAUGGUGUGGAUGGUUCGUUUGUCGGCCUGCCGGACGAACAUGGCUAUUUCUCUACAUUACUUUUCAGAUGUACACGACAAUCUCCAAGACGGCGGCGGGAAAUAUGUGACAGUCAUCCCUCGCUACUGCAGGGUUUUAUAUGCCAGCACAGCGGCCUGGUCUUUUUGGUAUCAGCUGGUCAUAGACCGGUUUGA